This is a messenger RNA of Umbelopsis ramanniana AG, 975 nucleotides long. RefSeq lists its product as uncharacterized. Gene Ontology annotation, molecular function: oxidoreductase activity. The coding region runs from base 32 to 820 and encodes 262 amino acids. The transcript has 8 exons. The record is from RefSeq and is a predicted model, not a curated record. NCBI's taxonomy places the organism in Eukaryota, Fungi, Mucoromycota, Umbelopsidomycetes, Umbelopsidales, Umbelopsidaceae.
CUUCUUUCCAACAUUACUACUUAAUACAACUAUGCAAAUAAAAGGAAACACUUUCAUUGUCACUGGAGGAGCCAGUGGCCUCGGUUUAGCCACUGUUAAACUUCUUGUGGAGCGCGGUGCCAACGUUGCUCUCUUUGAUCUUAAUGAAGAACGGGCUGCCGAAGUUGCCAAGGAACUAGGAAGUAACGUAUUUGCACCAAGCGGAUCCAUUGAUGUUACAUCAGAGGACAUCGUGAAGAAGGCUAUUGAAGAGACGGUUGCCAAGUUUGGCAAACUUGCUGGUGUCGUCAAUUGCGGCGGUGUUGCCACUGCUGCUAGAACUGCUAGAGCUGGUGGUAAAUCAUCUGGAACCAUGACAAUGGACAUGAUGGACUUCACAUUGAAAGUCAAUACUCUUGGCACCUUCAAUGUUUCUAAGCAAGUAGCGCAGACCAUUGCAAAGCAGGAACCUUUUACUGAAGACGGUGAGCGCGGAGUCAUCAUCAACACAGCUUCUGUUGCAUACCAGGACGGUCAAACCGGUCAAGUUGCCUACGCUGCAUCUAAGGGUGCUGUUGCAAGCAUGACCCUUCCUAUGGCUAGAGAUUUGGCUCCCAUUGGUAUUCGUGUCAUGACCAUUGCCCCUGGUAUUUUUGAAACUAACAUGACUGCCGUGAUGAAUGAAGCUGCAAAGGCCAAGAUUAUCAAAGACGCAAUCUUUCCCCUUCGUAUGGGCAAAUCACCAGAGUUUGCUCUCUUGGCUAGUCACAUUAUAGAGAACGGAAUGCUCAACGGUGAGGUCAUCCGUAUCGACGGUGCUUCUCGUCUUGGCAAACUUUGAGCAGCUAAAGUUCGAGGCAUUGGAAGCCGUCCUAAUUCAUUAUUUAAUGAUAUAUAAUAAAAGUAUUGCUUUAAAACUGUAGGAAUAGCCAAACGGGACCUUCAAAUUUACGAAUGUCCAAUUUGAAACGCAGUGGCGAUACCUCCUAUUUUGAC